AUGGCUUGUCCUUACCUGAUCGUCCCGUGCCGGGCGCUAGCUGAUCAAGCUACAGAGGGCGCCAUCGCAGCAGAACAAGGUCAAGGCACGCUAGCUUCCUGUCCGCACUGUCUCGCUGGUCCUGCACAAGUCAUCAUCCUGACGCUGCAUCAGAUGCCAGAAGGCUUCAAACACUACUUCACUCGCCUCGACAAGCAGCUCGACAGACUCAGAGAAGCCUGCAUCUUCCAGCAAAGCUACAUGACAGACCAUCUUCAGUAUCUCAAGCAGAUUGCCAUCAAGCAAAAGGCCACCCUGCUGCAAGUCAAGCCUCAGCUUGAGCUCGCGCGGGCUACGAAAAAACACUGCGAGCAGUUGCAAGCUGAGAACGAAGCUUUACGUGCUCGGCUGCAGCAACACGAGCAAGUACCGGUCCACAUGACCCCAGACCUGACUCGAGCACGUCCGUCCAGUCGCGCACCACAGGCCGCCUCUAGUCACCCGGCAGCUAUGACUAUGGGCUCGCACGAUCGUCUCAGUCUGCCACACGAUCCCAUUCGGACAGCUCCUCCCUCUUCGCGUUCAUCUGCCAUCGUGCCCUUCCGGCCACCUGAGAUCCACCGAUCUGCUUCUCUUGCGACCACACCAUCCAAGCGAUCACGCUAUACUCCUGCUGCAAAUCCUGCCCAUCUGCACACGAGCCCGAGCACGCGCUCAACGCCAAGGCCUUCUUCCGUGCUCAGACAGCCUAUGCCACUCAGGACGACUUCGGCGCUAGAGAGAUUCAGAUACACUUCGCCACGGUCUAUGAGCAGACAGUCUGGCAGCAGCGCGAUGCCCCCUCCGCCUCUUCCGUUCACACGGCGAGGCGUCAAUUAG
Messenger RNA from Mixia osmundae IAM 14324, 858 nucleotides. RefSeq lists its product as uncharacterized. Lineage: Eukaryota; Fungi; Basidiomycota; Mixiomycetes; Mixiales; Mixiaceae. The transcript is spliced from 4 exons. The record is from RefSeq and is a predicted model, not a curated record. Bases 1 to 858 code for a protein of 285 amino acids.